AUGAAGUGCGUUUUCUUGAUACUCGGCGUUCUCGUGGUGGCGACAUAUGGACGAUAUGUCCAUGAGUCACCCACCCAAGAAGUUUUACAGUCCAAGGAUGGCCACUGGAAGGAAACGAUUUCUAAGGAUGGAAAAGAAGUAGACAUAGAAGAAGUCAUAACGGACAACGGACAACUACACUCGAAACACCAAAGGAUCUCAUGUAACCAAAGAGAACCACAAUAUAUAAAUGGAGAAUCGUCAGAAAUAUAUGACGAACAGCAACAAUCAGAAGCCGAAAGCAUACAAUCUACAGAACAGGGGCAGUCGCAAUCAAGUGAACAAAGCUCCAUAUCAUCACAACAGGGAUCCUCAGUAGCCGUCAGCCAAUCCUCGCAGGGACAAGCACAGGCUAGUGAACAGAGCUCCCAAUCCGCACAACAGCAACAGCAGCAGCAACAACAACAACAAUCAGCUGCUCAGAGUAGCCAGGCAUCUCAACAGGCAGCAUCUCAGCAACAACAACAGCAACAACAAUCGGCAGCACAGAGUAGCCAGGCAUCUCAACAGGCACAAGCUCAGGCAAGUGAACAGAGCUCCGUGUCAGCACAAAAGGGAUCUUCAGUAGCCGUCAGCCAAUCCUCGCAGGGACAAGCACAGGCUAGUGAACAGAGCUCCCAAUCCGCACAACAGCAACAGCAGCAGCAGCAACAACAACAACAAUCAGCUGCUCAGAGUAGCCAGGCAUCUCAACAGGCAGCAUCUCAGCAACAACAACAGCAACAACAAUCGGCAGCACAGAGUAGCCAGGCAUCUCAACAGGCACAAGCUCAGGCAAGUGAACAGAGCUCCGUGUCAGCACAAAAGGGAUCCUCAGUAGCCGUCAGCCAAUCCUCACAGGGACAAGCACAGCAGCAGCAACAACAACAACAAUCAGCUGCUCAGAGUAGCCAGGCAUCUCAACAGGCAGCAUCUCAGGCUAGCGCACAAAGCUCCCAAUCCGCACAACAGCAACAGCAGCAGCAGCAGCAGCAACAACAACAAUCAGCUGCUCAGAGUAGCCAGGCAUCUCAACAGGCAGCAUCUCAGGCUAGCGCACAAAGCUCCCAAUCCGCACAACAGCAACAGCAGCAGCAGCAGCAGCAACAACAACAAUCAGCUGCUCAGAGUAGCCAGACAUCUCAACAGGCAGCAUCUCAGGCUAGCGCACAAAGCUCCCAAUCCGCACAACAGCAACAGCAGCAGCAGCAGCAGCAACAACAACAAUCAGCUGCACAGAGUAGCCAGGCAUCUCAACAGGCAGCAUCUCAGCAACAACAACAGCAACAACAAUCGGCAGCACAGAGUAGCCAGGCAUCUCAACAGGCACAAGCUCAGGCAAGUGAACAGAGCUCCGUGUCAGCACAAAAGGGAUCUUCAGUAGCCGUCAGCCAAUCCUCGCAGGGACAAGCACAGGCUAGUGAACAGAGCUCCCAAUCCGCACAACAGCAACAGCAGCAGCAGCAACAACAACAACAAUCAGCUGCUCAGAGUAGCCAGGCAUCUCAACAGGCAGCAUCUCAGGCUAGCGCACAAAGCUCCCAAUCCGCACAACAGCAACAGCAGCAGCAGCAGCAGCAACAACAACAAUCAGCUGCUCAGAGUAGCCAGACAUCUCAACAGGCAGCAUCUCAGGCUAGCGCACAAAGCUCCCAAUCCGCACAACAGCAACAGCAGCAGCAGCAGCAGCAACAACAACAAUCAGCUGCACAGAGUAGCCAGGCAUCUCAACAGGCAGCAUCUCAGGCUAGCGCACAAAGCUCCCAAUCCGCACAACAGCAACAGCAGCAGCAGCAGCAGCAACAACAACAAUCAGCUGCUCAGAGUAGCCAGACAUCUCAACAGGCAGCAUCUCAGGCUAGCGCACAAAGCUCCCAAUCCGCACAACAGCAACAGCAGCAGCAGCAGCAGCAACAACAACAAUCAGCUGCACAGAGUAGCCAGGCAUCUCAACAGGCAACAUCUCAGCAACAACAACAGCAACAACAAUCGGCAGCACAGAGUAGCCAGGCAUCUCAACAGGCACAAGCUCAGGCAAGUGAACAGAGCUCCGUGUCAGCACAAAAGGGAUCUUCAGUAGCCGUCAGCCAAUCCUCGCAGGGACAAGCACAGGCUAGUGAACAGAGCUCCCAAUCCGCACAACAGCAACAGCAGCAGCAGCAACAACAACAACAAUCAGCUGCUCAGAGUAGCCAGGCAUCUCAACAGGCAGCAUCUCAGCAACAACAACAGCAACAACAAUCGGCAGCACAGAGUAGCCAGGCAUCUCAACAGGCACAAGCUCAGGCAAGUGAACAGAGCUCCGUGUCAGCACAAAAGGGAUCCUCAGUAGCCGUCAGCCAAUCCUCACAGGGACAAGCACAGCAACAACAACAGCAACAACAAUCAGCUGCACAGAGUAGCCAGGCAUCUCAACAGGCACAAGCUCAGGCAAGUGAACAGAGCUCCGUGUCAGCACAAAAGGGAUCCUCAGUAGCCGUCAGCCAAUCCUCACAGGGACAAGCACAGCAGCAGCAACAACAACAACAAUCAGCUGCUCAGAGUAGCCAGGCAUCUCAACAGGCAGCAUCUCAGGCUAGCGCACAAAGCUCCCAAUCCGCACAACAGCAACAGCAGCAGCAGCAGCAGCAACAACAACAAUCAGCUGCUCAGAGUAGCCAGGCAUCUCAACAGGCAGCAUCUCAGCAACAACAACAGCAACAACAAUCGGCAGCACAGAGUAGCCAGGAAUCUCAACAGGCACAAGCUCAGGCAAGUGAACAGAGCUCCGUGUCAGCACAAAAGGGAUCUUCAGUAGCCGUCAGCCAAUCCUCGCAGGGACAAGCACAGGCUAGUGAACAGAGCUCCCAAUCCGCACAACAGCAACAGCAGCAGCAGCAACAACAACAACAAUCAGCUGCUCAGAGUAGCCAGGCAUCUCAACAGGCAGCAUCUCAGCAACAACAACAGCAACAACAAUCGGCAGCACAGAGUAGCCAGGCAUCUCAACAGGCACAAGCUCAGGCAAGUGAACAGAGCUCCGUGUCAGCACAAAAGGGAUCCUCAGUAGCCGUCAGCCAAUCCUCACAGGGACAAGCACAGGCUAGUGAACAGAGCUCCCAAUCCGCACAACAGCAACAGCAGCAGCAGCAGCAGCAACAACAACAAUCAGCUGCACAGAGUAGCCAGGCAUCUCAACAGGCAGCAUCUCAGGCUAGCGCCCAAAGCUCCCAAUCCGCACAACAGCAACAGCAGCAGCAGCAGCAGCAACAACAACAAUCAGCUGCUCAGAGUAGCCAGGCAUCUCAACAGGCAGCAUCUCAGGCUAGCGCACGAAGCUCCCAAUCCGCACAACAGCAACAGCAGCAGCAGCAGCAGCAACAACAACAAUCAGCUGCACAGAGUAGCCAGGCAUCUCAACAGGCAGCAUCUCAGCAAGAACAACAGCAACAACAAUCGGCAGCACAGAGUAGCCAGGCAUCUCAACAGGCACAAGCUCAGGCAAGUGAACAGAGCUCCGUGUCAGCACAAAAGGGAUCUUCAGUAGCCGUCAGCCAAUCCUCGCAGGGACAAGCACAGGCUAGUGAACAGAGCUCCCAAUCCGCACAACAGCAGCAGCAGCAGCAGCAACAACAACAAUCAGCUGCUCAGAGUAGCCAGGCAUCACAACAGGCAGCAUCUCAGGCUAGCGCACGAAGCUCCCAAUCCGCACAACAGCAACAGCAGCAGCAGCAGCAGCAACAACAACAAUCAGCUGCACAGAGUAGCCAGGCAUCUCAACAGGCAGCAUCUCAGCAACAACAACAGCAACAACAAUCGGCAGCACAGAGUAGCCAGGCAUCUCAACAGGCACAAGCUCAGGCAAGUGAACAGAGCUCCGUGUCAGCACAAAAGGGAUCUUCAGUAGGCGUCAGCCAAUCCUCGCAGGGACAAGCACAGCAGCAGCAACAACAACAACAAUCAGCUGCUCAGAGUAGCCAGGCAUCUCAACAGGCAGCAUCUCAGGCUAGCGCACAAAGCUCCCAAUCCGCACAACAGCAACAGCAGCAGCAGCAACAACAACAGCAACAACAAUCGGCAGCACAGAGUAGCCAGGCAUCCCAACAGGCACAAGCUCAGCAACAACAACAGCAACAACAAUCGGCAGCACAGAGUAGCCAGGCAUCCCAACAGGCACAAGCUCAGGCAAGUGAACAGAGCUCCGUAUCAGCACAAAAGGGAUCCUCAGUAGCCGUCAGCCAAUCCUCACAGGGACAAGCACAGGCUAGUGAACAGAGCUCCCAAUCCGCACAACAGCAACAGCAGCAGCAGCAACAACAACAAAAAUCAGCUGCUCAGAGUAGCCAGGCAUCUCAACAGGCAGCAUCUCAGGCUAGCGCACAGAGCUCCCAAUCCGCACAACAGCAACAGCAGCAGCAACAACAACAACAACAACAAUCAGCUGCACAGAGUAGCCAGGCAUCUCAACAGGCACAAGCUCAGGCAAGUGAACAGAGCUCCGUGUCAGCACAAAAGGGAUCUUCAGUAGCCGUCAGCCAAUCCUCGCAGGGACAAGCACAGGCUAGUGAACAGAGCUCCCAAUCCGCACAACAGCAACAGCAGCAACACAACAACAACAACAACAACAAUCAGCUGCACAGAGUAGCCAGGCAUCUCAACAGGCACAAGCUCAGGCAAGUGAACAGAGCUCCGUAUCAGCACAAAAGGGAUCUUCAGUAG
Molecule: messenger RNA, 4716 nt
Organism: Colletes gigas
Lineage: Eukaryota; Metazoa; Arthropoda; Insecta; Hymenoptera; Colletidae
Product: chromatin modification-related protein eaf-1-like
Exons: 17
Coding region: 1-4716 (1571 amino acids)
Source: RefSeq, a predicted model, not a curated record